Messenger RNA from Nannizzia gypsea CBS 118893, 759 nucleotides. RefSeq lists its product as hypothetical. The coding region runs from base 1 to 759 and encodes 252 amino acids. The transcript is spliced from 4 exons. Lineage: Eukaryota; Fungi; Ascomycota; Eurotiomycetes; Onygenales; Arthrodermataceae. The record is from RefSeq and is a predicted model, not a curated record.
AUGGCUCCAGGAACAACCAGUCGUGACAAAAAGCCCAUGGACCAAUGGCUAGCCUCUGAGCAGGUUGAAGCCUACAUGAACAUGCUUAAUAAAAAGGGAGAGUAUAAAAAAACACCUCUAGAAUGUAAGAAGGACUGCAAAAAGCAGUUUACUAAGUUGUACUAUGAGAUAGGCCCUCCAGAUGCUCCCAAAAUUUAUCCUAUGGCCUUACCAGGAUGCUCGCCAACGUCGUGGGAGAGCUUCAAUGCCAAAGCCAGAGAAUGUUACCUCUGGAUUAAACGAUGGGCUCAACGCAUAUCGACCGAUCCAAGAAACGCGCAUUAUUGGACCAGCCUUAUCAUAGCGCUCGGCGCUAUUGUAUCCCCAAUACUGGAUGCUGUUGCAUCAUUUUACCUCGGGAGACUUGAAAGUCUCAAAGAUAUUGUGCUUCACACAUCUCUGUGGAUAGCCACCAAAACUUUUGUCACUUCUGGGACUUAUUCGCUUACCGAGAAGGAUCUAGAACAAUGGGAUCAACUCUCAACUGAUUUCAAGUAUUGGGCAAUAGACUCUCUCGAAAAUCACAUUUGUGAAUCGCUCGCCAAAGAGUUAUCUUCGGGUGACAGUGGAAAUACCCCUGCUAGAGUUCGCGAUCUCGCGUAUACCUCAAGUUCGGCAGCAGGUGCCCAAGGUUCUACUAUCAAUCGUCAGACAUUUUCUUCUCCUCCCUCCCCUGAUGAUAUCAAAAGACCCACCUCUGCAUACCCUCGGGUAUACUAA